Messenger RNA from Diatraea saccharalis (sugarcane borer), 3014 nucleotides. NCBI's taxonomy places the organism in Eukaryota, Metazoa, Arthropoda, Insecta, Lepidoptera, Crambidae. The record is from the annotation of a GenBank genome assembly.
AUUAAAUUUUUGACUUUUAAAUUCUGAUAUAUAUUUUUUUGUUAUAUUUCAUUAUAGUAUUGAUUUGUUGAUUUUUUAUUUGUUAAAUAAUUGUUUUUUUAAUUAAUAAUUUUUAAAUAUUUUUUUUUAUACCGAUUACAAAUAGUAUUAUAAGUAAAACAAAUUAUUUUCUUUUAUACCAAAAGACCAAAAAACUAUGCCCUCUUCUGCCGUGCGUAAAACGGCACGUAUUAGAAGUACGUGACUAUAACGCUGUUUUAUCCGCACGCGCUCAGUCUUUUAGCGACUUCUAGCGACUUUUAAUCUUUGUCCAUAGCUAGCGACAUCUAGCGACUUCUCAAACAUACGCUAACGACUUUUUGAUAUGUAGAGUUGGCAACGCUGCUCAUACUUCGUAGUAGUCUGUGAUGUGAUUGUAUCGGACUAGUGAAUGUUAAAUUUAAGAAAAUGUACUUUAGGAAAUUAAAAACAUUUUCUAUAACAUUACCAUGCUAAUUAAUUGAGCAUCUAAAAUAUUAAAAGUAGAAAUUUAAAUUAAAUUGUGAUAACUUUAUGCAUUGUUUUGGUAGACAAUUUAAGAUUUUGUUUUAGCCCUUAUUAUUUUUAAAAAUGUUACAAAUUCUAAUAAGCUAACAUUUAGGCAUGUAUCAUAUACUUAGAAUUAUAUUAUACAAGCUAUGGGUUGUGUCCGCAUUAACUCUAUUUUCAAGUGUUAUCGUUUUUUGGUUUUAUGGGUUUCUGACGGCUUUUGCAAUCUUUAUCAUAGGAAUAACAGGUAUACUAUAUAGUGCCCAGGAUCUAUUGCUUUACUAUCCUAAUGACCCACCUGAUUCCAGAGUGUUUGUUUUACAACCUAGUAACUACAAACUUCCAUAUGAAAGCAUCAAGAUAAGCAAUAAAGAUGGGUUUAAAAUACAUAUGUUUCUCAUCAAACAAAAUACAAAUAGUAAUCAUAGACCCACUUUGAUAUUUUUCCAUGGAAAUGCAGGAAACAUGGGCCAGAGACUUGCAAAUGUGUCUGGUUUCUAUCACAAGCUUAACCUGAACAUUUUAAUGGUAGAAUAUCGGGGAUAUGGACUCUCAGAGGGUGCUCCGUCUGAGAGGGGUUUAUAUGUAGAUGCACAAUCUGCAUUGGAUUAUAUAAUACAGAGGUCAGAUAUAGACCGCUCUAAGAUAAUUGUAUUUGGACGUUCUCUAGGUGGAGCAGUUGCUAUUGACUUAGUAUCCAGAUUGGAAUAUAGAAACAAAAUAUGGGCUCUUAUUGUCGAGAAUACCUUUACAAGUAUACCAGACAUGGCACAAAUCAUACUCAAAUGGAAGUGCUUAUCAUGGCUUCCUCAGAUUUGCCAUAAGAAUAAGUACAUGUCUCUAAAAAAAAUUGGCUCCAUAUUGACACCCACUUUGGUAAUGUGUGGUUCAAACGACGCUUUGGUACCACCAGCAAUGGCCCAGGAAUUGUACAUGAGAUGUGGAGCUAUCUGCAAGAAAUUAGUGGUGUUGCCUGGUGGAGGGCACGAUGAUACUUGGACUUGCAGGGAUUAUUAUAGUUCAAUACAACAAUUUCUAAUAAAUGUCCCACCAAUUCCCGAGGAUAUUAUCACCUUUUUUGAUAAUGUGACAAAAGACUCUACCAAUAGAAAUACUAUAGUUCAUACUGUGUAAAACAUUAAUAUUUUCUAUGCUCACAAACUUUGACGCACAAUAUCAUAUGAUUACAUUAUUUUAUAAAUAAGUCUGAUAUAUACUUUAUGGGCCUUAAAAGUUAAUAGUUAAAUUGAUUUGAAAUAUAGAGGAGUUGAGACAGAGUCUAGUGUUUUCAUAGAUAAAAAUGUUAUUUGUGCUUUUUGUGACAUUUAGUUUAUUAAUUCUUGAAUAGAGCAUUAUUAUUUCAGUCAACAUUAGUUUAGAAAAGUGCUACAUCUGUCUCAAAUUCCAGUGAAAUAAUUGUCAAUAUUAAUUAAUCGUAAUUGUAUGUAGUUUUAUAUUACGUAUAUUUUAAAAUUAAUUUAGUACAAAAAUAAUAUGUUACGUGCAAUAAAUAUUUUGCAACUAUAGUAGUAAUAAUGCAUUCGUACAAUGUGUUACAUAUAUAAUUUCUUUGGUAAUGUUGAUUUUAGUAAAAUAAUAUUAAAAUUGCUAUCGAAGUGUUAGGGUCAAUACAUGCUAGUGCAGAGCGAAUAAAGCGAACUUGCAAGCAUAUGUAUGCUUUACCCUUAUUGCAAAAAAGUAUGUCCAAUGAAUUUUCUACUGUGUCACAAAUUCAAGCCCUCCAACUAGCAAUUAAAUGAAUUCACGAGAACGACACAUUCUUAAGGUAAGGGUGAAUUUACUUUAUUAAUUUUUAGAUUGACGCUUUGCCUCAUACGUUCAUAUUAAUUGACCUUGUCCAGAAGGGGUGAAUUUGCCACGAAUCGAUUCGCCUGAAAGUUUGUACAGAUCAGUUUGUACUCAGUUGGCUCAGGCCAACGAACGUUAGACGUUUUUUGAAUAAUAAACCGUAUUCUUAUACCUGUGUUCUGUAAUAAAAUAUCUAAAACAUCAUUCACCAAUUCUGCCCAUUCAUUAGACACCAAAGACUUGCAGGGUUCUAAGUGUAUCAUGCUUUUUAGGGCUUGAUUUGUAUUUUUUAUAUAGCUACAUGCAAUUUUUUCAUUCGAUAUAAUUUAUUACUUAGUUUGUAUAACCAUCACUAGAUGAAGCCAAUCGUAUUUUAAAAUGCUGUAAACUUAAUUGUUUUGGAAUACCAUAGCUAAAAUUUUAUAAAUUAAUUCACAAAUAAAUAAUACAUAUUUCAAAUAACUACUUUAGUAUCUUCAAUAAUAUCAUUAUAAUGUAAAAGAGGAUUAUCCAUUUUCUUUUAUUUUGUAUAAUUUAUAUAAAAUAGGUAGUUAUAUUUUUAUAUUCGAACAAAUAUUGGAUCUUUUAGAAUUCUGACGCCUCGUACAGUUUAGGGAAAAUGGAGCGGCUAAUUGUAAUGCCUACUUUAACAUUUCGGGUCGAAAUGGGAAAAAGUC